Molecule: messenger RNA, 3120 nt
Organism: Sitodiplosis mosellana (orange wheat blossom midge)
Lineage: Eukaryota; Metazoa; Arthropoda; Insecta; Diptera; Cecidomyiidae
Gene: Nmd3
Product: 60S ribosomal export protein NMD3
Exons: 5
Coding region: 1485-3014 (509 amino acids)
Biological process (GO): ribosomal large subunit export from nucleus
Cellular component (GO): cytoplasm; nucleus
Molecular function (GO): ribosomal large subunit binding
Source: RefSeq, a predicted model, not a curated record
UUGAAGUCUUUGAUAUUCAGUUUUCAUGGAUGAAAAUGGAAGAAUCACUUUUCAAUUCUACUUCGAAAUACUAUUUAAGCAUGUACAAUCAAAAACUCUUUCAAAAAUCAAAAAUGGGAGACAAAUUCGAAAGAUGUCUCUGUUGCAAAUAAUACGAAAGAAUAAAUUAUUACCACAAGCAAAUAAACCAUAUUUAAUAUGGACACCAGUAUUUUAUUGGUCAGCAACACAUUCAUUCUUUUGCAUUAAAAAAAGUGAAGAGCAACCAACUAAAAUAAUGGAAAUUUUCACUAAGUCAAACAUGUUUAUUUGCUACAUAUUAAACAAGGACAGGUAUUGAAUUCUGAAUAAUAUUAUUUUAAUCAUAUUGGAACAAAUUGCUUUGUAGUUCAGUGUUUUGAAAGAAAAUAACUGAUAUGAUUGAUUUCAAAAAUAUAUGGAUGGUUUAAUUAGUCUCAAGAAGAUGUCAGAAAAGACUUCCACGGCCUGAAGUGAAUCCUUUCUGUGAAAAUUAAACAAAAACACUUUACCCAUGGUUGAUGGCAACAGGGAGCGUGAUAUUGAUGGCCGGUAUGAGAAGAAAAGACGACCCUUUAUUCAGUUCUUCUAAAUUAUAAAAAAAAAAAGCGAAACAUUUUUGAUAAUUUUUCGUAUUUCAAGCGAAAUCCUAGCCAUAUCGAUGUUCAAAUAUUCAAAUAAUUUGCCCGUAAAUUCUUAGCGUUUUCAAAAUUCAUGAUUCAAGGUUGCAAUAGCAAUAGUGUUGUGGCUAACGCAUACAAAAAUAAAUGGAAAUAAAGAAAAAUCAACUCAAAAGAAUGUGUCGCAUGCUCGUUUAUGAAAUGCCAACGGACUACAAUUCGAUAAACGUAUCGAAUAAAUUUGACCUUGAUAAUGAGCUAAAACACACACACGCAUAUAUACAUACAUAAAAACAAUGAUGCGAACCAAGUGACACAUUUGCUAAAAGAUUUUAAAUGAUUGAAUUUCUUUUCAAUUGGGUCCUAGGCUGAUGAAAUACCAAAACAGAAUUUAUACUCUGUUCAUUAUUCAUAGUAAUUAGAACUUUGGUCAAUCUGAAUGUUUAAAUAAAUGUUUCAUUCUUGUUCAACUAAAAAGAUGGUAAAAUUACUGAUGAGGAAUUUUCGAAGGUGUAGAAAAUAUGCAUGUAUUGAUAUCAAUUUGGGAUAUAAAUCGAUGUGUUCGAAUUGAGAAGCCUUGGACAAGGUUUUAAAAAAAAAAUUAUUUCACUUUCGCUUCGAAUCGUUAACGAAUUAUGGUGUGGGGGUAAUUUGACGUUUCAAAAGUCGAAAAAAAAGAUGGCUAACACCAGGGCUCAUGUAAAUAAACACUGUUGACUUUGACAGUUGCACAUGGUGAUAGAGUCUUUCUCAACGAAAACGUGUACCAUCCAAGUACCUUGUUUUUAUUUUAUCAAAGUAUACCUGAAGAUUUGAUUCAUUGUUUGCAAUCAAAAAUCAUACAGCAUGGAGUAUAUGGAGUCAGAUAUCCAUAUAAAAACGGAGAAUGCCACAUCCAAUGCAAAAAUAUUGUGUUGUGAAUGCGGUACACUGAUCGAUCCAAAUCCGGCAAAUAUGUGUGUUGCCUGUUUAAGGAAUCACGUUGAUAUAACGGAAGAUAUUCCAAAACAGGCCGUUCUUUACUUCUGUCGAAAUUGUGAACGAUAUUUGCAACCGCCAUCGGAAUGGGUGCAAUGUACGUUGGAAUCGCGUGAAUUACUCGCAUUGUGCCUGAAAAAAUUGAAGGGUUUGAAAGAGGUGAAGCUCGUUGAUGCUGGAUUCAUUUGGACAGAGCCACAUUCAAAACGAGUUAAAGUCAAAUUAACGGUACACAAGGAAGUAUUUGGUGGUGCAACAUUGCAACAGGUGUUUGUUGUUGAAUUCAUCGUUAACAAUCAGAUGUGCGAAGACUGCCACCGUACCGAGGCCAAAGACUUUUGGAAAUGCUUGGUUCAAGUGCGACAACGUUCAGAAAAUAAGAAGACCUUCUAUUAUUUGGAACAAUUGAUUUUGAAGCACAGAGCACACGAAAACACACUUGGUAUUAAACCAGAACAUGGCGGUCUUGAUUUCUAUUAUGCUAACGAAAAUCAUGCACGUAAAAUGAUUGACUUUCUGAACACGACGUUGCCAGUUAAGUGCACCGAAUCAAAGCGCCUCAUUUCACACGAUAUUCACAGCAACACAUACAACUGUAAAUUCACAUUUGCUGUAGAUAUUGUACCGAUUUCGAAGGAUAGUUUGGUUUGUCUACCGAAAAAAUUGGCCCAACAGCUCGGAAGUAUUUCUCCAGUCUGUUUAGUUUCACGCGUCGCAAACUCAAUCCAUCUAAUUGAUCCGCUUACCGCACAAAUGGCUGAACUGAAUGCAACCGUUUACUAUCGUCAACCUUUCGAAGCCAUUUGCAAUCCAAAACAACUAACAGAAUACAUAGUGAUGGACACUGAAGUGAUCCGACAUAAAAAUCGGAAUUUUUUCCCUGGCCAGGGAAAGGUGUCAGAUCGUCAUGUUAUAUGUGAUAUUUGGUUAGUCAGAGCUUCGGAGCUGGGUGUUAACGACAACACAAUACACACGCGGACACAUUUGGGCCAUUUAUUAAAACCGGGCGAUUCGGUUCUUUGUUAUAACCUUGAGGAUGCCAAUAUUAACGAUGAUAAUUUUGAUAAAUUGAACAAGGAUCGCGUUCCUGAUUUGAUUUUGGUAAAGAAAUUCUACAGUGAUUCCAACGAACUUAAGAAUAGAAGAAUUUGGAAGCUGAAACAUUUAUCUGAAGAAGUGACGGCUUUCGACAGAGGAAACAAGGACUACAACGAGUUCUUGAAUGAUUUAGAAGAAGAUCCACAGCUGCGUCAAAAUGUUAACAUUUUCAAGGACUCUUCCAAAACAAUUCCAGUCGACGUUAACGAUGGCAUCGAUCCUUCUGUACCGCGAAUUACCUUGGAAGAAAUGUUGGAUGAUUUGGUCUUAGAAGACGAUGAAAUGGGCGAAGAAAUAUGAGCUAAUUGAACAACAAAUUGCUUCAAACAUCAAUAAAAAAUAACUUGAAAAAAUUUAUUCUCUAAAUUGAUAAUAAAUCGUUUGUUUUUUUUGUUGAGAAAAUCAA